Entrophospora sp. SA101 is the source of this 178-nucleotide messenger RNA. NCBI's taxonomy places the organism in Eukaryota, Fungi, Glomeromycota, Glomeromycetes, Entrophosporales, Entrophosporaceae. The record is from the annotation of a GenBank genome assembly.
AUGCCAAAAGUGCCAAAACUGAUCAAAAAUGCCAAAAGUGCCGAAACUGACAAAAAAAUGCCAAAACUGAUCGAAAAUGCCAAAAAUGUUGAAAAUGCCAAAAGUGCCAAAAGUGCCAAAAUGCCAAAAGUGCCAAAACUGACAAAAAAUGCCAAAACUGAUCAAAAAUGCCAAAAAU